Lutzomyia longipalpis is the source of this 3160-nucleotide messenger RNA. It is a transcript of the gene Appl, whose product is annotated as amyloid-beta-like protein. Gene Ontology annotation, molecular function: transition metal ion binding; heparin binding. The transcript is spliced from 12 exons. Gene Ontology annotation, biological process: axonogenesis; central nervous system development. The coding region runs from base 740 to 3055 and encodes 771 amino acids. Gene Ontology annotation, cellular component: neuronal cell body; neuron projection; membrane. The record is from RefSeq and is a predicted model, not a curated record. Lineage: Eukaryota; Metazoa; Arthropoda; Insecta; Diptera; Psychodidae.
CGAAGGUCCGCCGUACUCGAAACCUCCAGCAGUGCGCAGUGUUGAGUCGUGCUACGAGCGUCGCGUAUGAUACACUGAAGAAAGGUCCUCUUAUUCAAGUGAAGCAGGAAAAAAGGCUAAAAAAUUCCCUUUUCUAGGGGAGCAAUAAUUUUGUGAAAAAAAAAUCGACAAUAAGUCGCGCAAAAGUCGCGAAGUAGUCACGGGAUAUAUAGUUUCCGUGUAGUGAAAAUCUUGGAACGGUGGUUGGCAUUUUCCCUGUUCUCGUUGCUGUGUGAUUUUUCAAGAAAACCACCCCCUUGUUCACAAAGAAAGCCUCUCAUUGGGGUGGAUUGUACUGCAAAAAAAAAUUCUUGGUGUGGUGAGACGUGGAAAAGAAAAGAAUAAAACAAGAAAAAGCAGCAUAAUAUAUAAAGAAGAAAGUUUGGGGGCGGAAAAGUGAAAAGUGUUUGCUGUUGUGUGAACCAAGGGAGGUUUUGUAGGCUUCUUCUCUCUCCCCCACCCCCUUGAAGGAAGAGUGGGGUGUGUUGUGGAGGAACUUAUAACCAAGAGAGAAAAAUACUUCUUUGCGGCUUCCGCAGUGGAUUUUGUACCCACUUUGGCCAUAUGUAUCGUGUAGACGGACGUACAUAGAGCUCCAAAGUGAAAUACAAUACCGAAGAAAAGUGUGGGGCCGCCUCGAAAAAAAAAAAAAACAAGUAAAGAAGGAAAAAUCGCAGUUUAAUCAGUGCAAACGAAGAAGAUGUCGUCGUGGGGAUUUGUGUUCGUUUUCGUGCUUUCGACGCUUUUUUCGGAUAUCACAUUCAGUGUCCAGGCUGCCUCGCCACGAUGGGAGCCCCAGAUUGCAGUCCUAUGUGAAGCAGGUCAGAUUUACCAUCCACAGUACCUCUCUGAGGAAGGCAAGUGGGUGUCUGAUCUGAAGAUCAAAGUUCCCAGUUCGUCGUGUCUCAGGGAUAAAAUUGAUCUGCUCGAUCAUUGCAAAAAGGUCUACCCCGGGCGUGAUAUUACGAACAUCGUGGAAUCGCCGCACUACCAGAAGAUCGGAGGCUGGUGCCGGCAGGGUGUGACGAGUCAGGGAAAAUGCAAAGGGGCCCAGCGCUGGAUUAAGCCCUUCAGGUGCUUGGAAGGUCCUUUCCAAUCUGACGCACUCCUCGUUCCAGAGGGCUGCCUCUUUGAUCAUAUCCACAACGCCUCUCGUUGCUGGCCCUUUGUGAGAUGGAACCAAACUGGUGCGGCUGCCUGCCAGGAUCGUGGCAUGCAAAUGAGGAGCUUCGCCAUGCUCCUCCCAUGUGGCAUAUCUCUCUUCUCCGGUGUGGAGUUUGUGUGUUGCCCCAAGCACUUCAAAGAUGCGGUUAAAGUGAAGAAAAUCGAUUUGCCCGCCAUGUCGCCAGAGCUUGAGGGACUACCCGUGUCUGAUGACCUCGACGACGACGAUGACGAUGUGGACAUCAGCGAGGACAUGUUGGCCGAUGAAGAGGGUGACGAUGAGGAUGAUUAUGACUCAGACGAGGACACAGGGAGUGAUUCCGAAGAUUCUGGCGCCUCCGAUGAGAAUUGGGACAUGCCAAGUGGAUCAUUAACCGGCAAGGAUCAAACCAUUGUCAAUGAGAAUCCCUCGACAAUGUCUCCGAGCACAACUCUGAAGCCCACUGAGCAAGUUGCAUCUUCGUCCAGUGCUCUACCCACUGUAGAUCCCUACUUCACUCACUUUGACCCACGACUCGAGCAUCAGAGCUACAAAGAAGCCCAGCAGCGACUUGAGGAGGCACACCGGGAAAAGGUGACACGCGUAAUGAAGGAUUGGUCGGAUCUGGAGGAGAAGUAUCAGGAUAUGCGAUUGGCCGAUCCGAAGGCAGCUCAGAGCUUCAAGCAGCGCAUGACGGCACGAUUCCAGACCUCUGUUCAGGCACUCGAGGAAGAGGGGAAUGCUGAGAAGCAUCAACUUGCAGCUAUGCACCAGCAACGUGUCCUGGCUCACAUUAAUCAGCGAAAACGCGAGGCUAUGACAUGCUACACUCAGGCUCUCACUGAACAGCCACCAAAUGCUCAUCGUGUGGAGAAGUGUCUGCAGAAAUUACUCCGUGCUCUGCAUAAGGAUCGUGCACAUGCUCUGGCACACUAUCGGCAUCUCCUCAGCUCUGGCGGUACUGGUGGUCUCGAGGCGGCUGCAUCUGAGCGCUCACGCACCCUUGAGCGUCUCAUUGACAUCGACCGGGCUGUCAAUCAAUCACUCUCAAUGCUGAAACGCUACCCAGACCUUUCGGGAAGGAUCUCCCAGCUCAUGGAUGACUACAUUCAGGCAUUGCGUUCAAAGGAUGAAACACCUGGUUCAAUGUUGGCCAUGACGGAGGAGGCAGAAGCUGCCAUUUUGGAUAAGUACCGAAUAGAGGUGGAGCGCAAGGUGAACGAGAAGGAACGACAGCGUUUGGCGGAGAAGCAGAGGAAGGAAAAACGUGCCCAGGAACGUGAGAAGUUGCGUGAGGAAAAGUUGAGGUCUGAGGCAAAGAAACUCGAAGCAACUGUGAAGCAGCAGCAGCAAAUGAAGGAGAAGGCAAAUGAGGAGGAGGCAAGGAAGUACCAGAAAACCGAUCAAAAGGAAGUCAAGGAUCACGAAGAGGAUACGACAGUUGGUGUGGCUGUCACGGCUCUUCCUACGGUGGAUGAUGCAGCUGUUCAGCGAGCCGUUGAAGAAGUUGCAGCCGCUGUGGCACAUCAGGAGGCAGAGCCACGAAUGCAGCACGCCCUGGCACAUGAUUUGGGCCAUGGAGAAGCAAUUUAUUCAGUGAGGAGGGAGGUAUUCCAAGGACCGGGUCAUGAGGGUAGGAAUGUGUACUUCACCCUGGCUUUCGCAGGUAUUGCCCUCAUGGCCGCAGUCUUCGUGGGAGUUGCCGUGGCCAAGUGGCGUGCCUCACGGUCACCUCAAGCGCAAGGAUUCAUUGAAGUUGACCAGGUUAACACUAUUGGAGCUCCCGUGACCCCUGAGGAGAGACACGUUGCCAACAUGCAAAUCAAUGGCUACGAAAAUCCAACAUACAAAUACUUCGAGGUCAAGGACUAAGCGUGUGACCUCAAGCAGCGAUUGAAGGAGGAUGGUCUCGUGGGGAAAAGAGAAUCAAAAUGGAAAGUAUAAUCCUUUUAUAUUCAAUAAAAAAAAACAUGGCAG